AUGGCCACAGAAGCCCCUGUGAAUAGCGCCCCCCCCGAACGCAGCACUGUUGUCAGCACAGCAGCUGACAGCUUCGUUUGGCAGCCAGACUCACUAAACAUGCACGUCACAAGACCCAAGUCCGCCAAGGGACGUACUCGUCCAAGUCUGCAUAAGCCCGCAGGCACGGAGGGAUGCGGCAGCCUCACACCAUCUUCACCUCCAGCCAUUCCCUGCGAGUCGUCGAGCAGCCAGAAACCGGGAGCCUGCACACCCAAAUCUCCAAAUCAGGGAGCCCCCGAUGAGGUCCUGGAGCUGCUGCAGCAGGUGCCCAUAGGGGCAUCCUCUUCCCUCAAUAAAUACCCAGUCCUUCCUUCCAUCAACAGGAAGACCCUGGAGGAGGGGGCCCUGGAAACAGUUGCUAAAAUGACUGGUUCCCUGAAGCUGAGCAGCACCCAGGCUCUUUACCAAGCGGAGACCUGCACCGUGAAGAUGAGUGAAGAAGAUUCCCGAGCUCAACCUUGUUCCCCGGAGAGGAAAUUCAUCGUGCGGACCAAGAGACAAAGCUCCUACAGGGCCAGAGACCUGGAGGAACCAUCAGAUCAAGAGCCAAGGCUGCUGCUUGCUGUGAGAUCACCAUCAGGACGAAGGUUUGUCCACCAUUUCCGGCCAACUGAUGACUUAUACACCGUUGUCGCCGUGGCCGAACACAAGAACAAGGCCACCUACCGACACUGCAGCAUUGAAACGAUGGAAGUGCCCAGGAGGCAUUUCUCUGACCUCACCAAGUCUCUGCAGGAGUGCGGAAUCCUCCACAAGUCGGUGCUGGGCAUCUCACAGGAAGAUGGGGAGGGAGGGCCCUGA
Molecule: messenger RNA, 843 nt
Organism: Mesoplodon densirostris (Blainville's beaked whale)
Lineage: Eukaryota; Metazoa; Chordata; Mammalia; Artiodactyla; Ziphiidae
Gene: UBXN10
Product: UBX domain protein 10
Molecular function (GO): protein binding
Source: RefSeq, a predicted model, not a curated record